GGCUCCGCCCCCCUCCCCUCUGACCCGGUGUCUAGUCGCUCUGUCUUCCUGUUCCAAACCACGUGGACGCGUCGGGGGCCCGCGGUGGUCCCUGUCGCGUUCCCCGCUCCCGGCCCUCCGCGGACCGCGCGCACAUGGCGACCCAGGCGCACUCCCUCAGCUACGCGGGGUGCAACUUCUUGCGCCAGCGGCUGGUCCUGUCCACCCUGAGCGGGCGCCCGGUCAAGAUCCGCAGGAUUCGGGCCAGGGACGACAACCCGGGCCUCCGAGAUUUUGAAGCAAGCUUUAUAAGGCUGUUGGACAAAGUAACUAAUGGUUCUCGAAUUGAAAUCAACCAAACAGGAACAACCUUGUAUUACCAGCCUGGCCUCCUGUAUGGUGGGUCUGUGGAGCAUGACUGUAGUGUUCUCCGCAGCAUUGGCUAUUACCUGGAGGCUCUGCUUUGCCUGGCUCCGUUUAUGAAGCACCCAUUAAAAAUCGUUCUCCGAGGAGUGACCAAUGACCAAGUUGACCCUUCGGUUGAUGUUCUUAAGGCAACAGCACUCCCUCUGUUGAAACAGUUUGGGAUUGAUGGAGAGUCAUUUGAGCUAAAGAUAAUACGACGGGGGAUGCCUCCAGGAGGAGGAGGCGAAGUGCUUUUCUCAUGUCCUGUAAGGAAGGUCCUGAAGCCUGUCCAGCUCACAGACCCAGGAAAAAUCAAGCGGAUCAGAGGAAUGGCGUACUCCGUGCGCGUAUCCCCUCAGAUGGCAAACCGGAUUGUGGAUUCUGCCCGGAGCAUCCUCAACAAGUUCAUACCCGACAUCUAUAUCUACACAGACCACAUGAAAGGCGUCAACUCUGGGAAGUCUCCAGGCUUUGGACUGUCGCUGGUGGCAGAGACUACCAAUGGUACCUUCCUGAGUGCUGAACUGGCCUCUAAUCCCCAGGGCCAGGGAGCAGCGGUGCUUCCUGAGGACCUUGGCAGGAACUGUGCAAAGCUGCUGCUUGAAGAAAUCUACAGGGGCGGAUGUGUGGACUCGACCAACCAAAGUCUAGUUCUGCUGCUCAUGACCCUUGGACAGCAGGACGUUUCCAAAGUCCUGCUGGGACCACUCUCCCCCUACACGAUAGAAUUUUUGCGGCAUUUGAAGAGCUUUUUCCAGGUUAUGUUUAAGAUUGAAACCAAGCCAUGUGGCGAGGAACUCAAGGGUGGGGACAAAGUGCUGAUGACCUGUGUUGGUAUUGGCUUCUCGAAUCUCAGCAAGACCCUCAAGUGAUGUUGUUACACCGUCAGCGUCUCUUGUGGGUGGAUGAAGCAGAAGCUGCGGAGGACCAAAGGGACUGCGUCCAGAUGUGUCCAUCCAGGACGGGACAGCCUCUUAACAUUAAGGACUUUAUUAACUAGUUUUCCACUGAAAAUACUGAUGUGCAAAUAAAAGACGUUUCUACCAUGUGACUUCCAGCUCUUUCUCCAGUGACAGUGACAUUCCUUGGAGGCCCAAGCUGUGAGCUUCCCAACUCAUCUGGAGGAGGGGCCCUCAGGAAGUGGUCAUGCUGCUAGAGCAGUCUUUGGACUGUGGUUUUGUGUGGGGAUUAAUGUGGCAGUGUGUGUGGAAGCCCUCUGUUCACCAUGACAGACUAUGAGAAUGCCAGGGGCUGGGGCAUUUGGUUUAUCUCUUGUUUUGUGAAUGAGCUGUUGCAUGGGCACAUGCUGUACUUAAUCUGGUCAACUGUGUUUGUGAGGGACUGGUGGUUGGGAUGGGGAGGGCAAUUCUGGGGUGUCUUUAGGUGUUUUCUGUAUUCCAGGUAUGGCAUAAAUUUUCUUUUUAUUCUUCUAA
Molecule: messenger RNA, 1817 nt
Organism: Peromyscus eremicus (cactus mouse)
Lineage: Eukaryota; Metazoa; Chordata; Mammalia; Rodentia; Cricetidae
Gene: Rcl1
Product: RNA terminal phosphate cyclase like 1
Exons: 9
Coding region: 135-1256 (373 amino acids)
Biological process (GO): ribosome biogenesis; endonucleolytic cleavage of tricistronic rRNA transcript (SSU-rRNA, 5.8S rRNA, LSU-rRNA)
Cellular component (GO): nucleolus
Molecular function (GO): RNA endonuclease activity
Source: RefSeq, a predicted model, not a curated record